AUGAAAAGCCCAGCAGCGGCCCCCGGCGACGGCCCGCGGGGCUCCGCGGCUCUCGCGGCAGUCAGCAGCACUUCUGCAAAAGUUGAAUCCGCCAGGAAAGCUGACGGCCCGAAGCCUGCAGCAGCAGAAGAAGCCGAGGAAGCAGCAGCAGACGAUAAGGGAGAAGCAGCAAACCAAACAGCUGCAGCAAUUCCCGAGUCCGCAAAAGAAACCCAAAAAACUGAUGGCAAGGCGGCAAGCGAGGCACCAGCUGGGGCGCCAAAUAAGGCAGCAGCAAGAGGGUCAGCAGCAUCAGGAGCAGUGGCUCGUGAUGCACCAGCAAAACCAGCAACUGAAGCAGCAGCUGCAGCAGCAGCAGCAGCGGCUGCAGCAGCAGGUGCAGCGGCAACCAAAGCUGCAGCAGCAGAAGCACUUGACGCAACCGCAGCAUCGGAGGCGGUGCCUGAAGAAGCAGCAGCAGCGCGUGCAGCAGAAGAGGAGGAAGCAGCCACGAAAGCUGCAGCAGCAGCAGCAGCAGCACUGGCAGCAGCAGCAGCAGCAGAAGCAGCAGCAGCUGCUGGUGAAGCAGCAGAUGACGAACUAGCCCACGAUGGCGCAGCCAAAGCAGCAGCAGAGGCAGCAGCAGAAGCCGCGGGCGAGAAGGACUCCGACGCCUCAACAGCAGCAGCCACCACCACCACAGCAGCAGCAGCAGCAGCAGCAGCAGCAGCAGCAGCAGCAGAGCAGCAGCACACUCGCCGCAGGCGGAAGCAGCGAGCUGCUGCUCUCCCCCGCCGCUCGCUGCCCGCCAGAGACAGCCGCCUUGCUGCUGCGCUGCAGAACCAAUUUGUGGCGGAGUGCGAGCGCCACGGCUGGCGCAGCCCCUGCAGCAGCAGCAGCAGCAGCAGCAGCAGCAGCAGCAGCAGCAGCAGCAGUGCGGAGCCGGACUCGGCGCAGUCUUCUGCGGAGAGCAAGGCCGGUAGGGGACGGCCCGCGAGGCAGACGGGAGCUGCUGCUGCUGUUGCUGAAGGAGCUGGCCGGCGGCGGCGGCGGCGCGUGCAUUCCGAGGGGAGCAGCUCGAAACCAGCAGCAGAAUCUAGAGCAGCAAGCUUAGCAGCAGCAGCAGCAGCAGCAGCAGCACGGGACCCCCCGCCUACGGACUGCGGGCGGCCCCGCCGGCACGCAGCAGCAGCAGCAGCAGCAGCAAUUCUUGCUGCUGCUGCGCCUCCGUCGGAGGGUUACUUGGUCUUUGACAUUCCGCGGAAAUCCGCAGCCAAAAGCGCCGCCAAAGGAGUCAAAAGAGCAGCAGCAGCAGCAGCAGCAGCAGCAGCAGCAGCAGCAGCAGCAAGCGACGUGAGCAGCAGGAAGCGCACAGAGCCUGGCAGCAGCGAGCGCGCUUUGGCUGACAGCCGCCGCCUCAAAAAGACCAAAAGAGAAGCUGAAGACAACAUUUUAAACCACAGCAGCAGCAACAGCAACAGCAGCAGCAGCAGCAGCAGCAGCAGCAGCAGCAGCAGCAGCAGCAGCAGCAACGGCAACGCCGAGCAGGAAGAAGUGCCUUCGACUUGCCCAGACUCCAAAGAGGACUCCAACGCGACGGAGAACGGCAAGACUGCCAAGCCAGCAGCAGCAGCAGCAGCAGCAGCAGCAUCGGCUGCUGCUGCUGCUGCUGCACCAGCAGCAGCAGCAGCAGCAGCAGCAGAAGCAGCAGCAGCAGCAGCAGACUGCGAAGGCGAACGGAAUGCUGAAGAGCUGCGGGUGGUGGAGGAGGGGAUUUUGGAGGCGGAGAAAAAAGAAAAAAGAAAAAAAGAAAUGCAACUCCAACUCCAGCUCGAAGUCGAGUCUCUCAAUUAA
Eimeria necatrix is the source of this 1833-nucleotide messenger RNA. RefSeq lists its product as hypothetical. The coding region runs from base 1 to 1833 and encodes 610 amino acids. NCBI's taxonomy places the organism in Eukaryota, Apicomplexa, Conoidasida, Eucoccidiorida, Eimeriidae. The transcript has 2 exons. The record is from RefSeq and is a predicted model, not a curated record.